Molecule: messenger RNA, 16410 nt
Organism: Lutzomyia longipalpis
Lineage: Eukaryota; Metazoa; Arthropoda; Insecta; Diptera; Psychodidae
Gene: mgl
Product: low-density lipoprotein receptor-related protein 2
Exons: 16
Coding region: 1023-14978 (4651 amino acids)
Molecular function (GO): protein binding; calcium ion binding
Source: RefSeq, a predicted model, not a curated record
GCAGUUGCUCUUUGGAAUUCGAUGGGAGCGGUUGCUGAAUCGUCGAUAUAGGCAGCAUUAAGUGUACCCCCCCCCCACUUCGUGAGCAAAGAGAAAAAGAAGAAGAAACGGAAAGAAGUUGAAGACGUAGAGAAGGGAAAAAUCUCUUUUAUUUUUUCCUUUUAGUUGGACAUUUUUUUCAUAUUCUUACCAUCAUUUAAUUUCACGAAUGAGAUAGACUUUGUGCGGAGGCGGACAACACUAAGGUAGACUCCAGAAGUGAGAUUUUAUGUGAAGGAGAUUAAUACCUGGUGAAGAGUGUGUGCAAUUCAGGUGUGGAAAAAUUUUCUCUUUGCCAGUGUUUAAAUCUUCCAUCAGAGGCGGAAAAGGAUUAUAAUAUAUUGACCAAAUUUGCAAUUAGACGCAUUUUCUCAGGCAUUCCUCUUGAGAAAUACACCCAAUGGUGUAAAACUAAAAAUUGUGGAUUUUUCGCAUCUAUCUUCUUUGCACAAGAGUGUGUGAAAAGUGGAUGGAAAAGAGGUGGUGAAGUGUAGUUUAAGAGAGAGAAGCAAUUUUUUGCUCCGCAGAUCACAGAGAAUCCUCGUGAUCACCUGCUUGAGUGGGUGCUGUGGGGGAGAAAGGUGAAAAGCAUUGAUUAGGUGUUCCCUCCCCUCUUGAAAAAAAAAAUCAUCUUAAAAAGUGGUGCAAAUUCAUCAAAUUGAGUGUGAAUACACAAGAAGAUCCCAGUGAAUAGUGUGUGCGGUUGUUCUAACUAAAGAGAUAUAAAGAAAUCAUAUAACUACAUAAGUGAACGUAUAUAGCAUUUUAUUUUCAUUACUUGGCACUAGAAGUGUUAAAAGAAUUCAUCUCUAAAAUAAUCUUAGUGAAGGAGUUGUGUGAGAAGAGAAAGGAAUUAAGUGAAUUGAGUGGAUAAGUGAUGUUACCGGCGAUUAACCAUUUGGAUUACUCAAUUUGUUCCUGAUUUGCCACGCACUCUUAAUACACACGCCCUCGACGGUUUGUCCCCAGAGCUGAUUGACGGAAUGGAGGAGACGUCAUUGAAGCGAAUAUCGCGAUGGAAAUGGAGAAAAUUGCUUCACACGGCGGCUUUUGUCAAUUGGACAGCUGUAGUUCUACUGCUGUUUUUUGGCAGUAUUCAAGGACAAUAUGUAUCCACAGAAACUGCACCAGGACAAACAGGUGUGCCAGAAGUGCCAUGUCCAACAGGAAUGUUUCGAUGUUCCGAGGGCAAAUGUAUACCAUCGCUGUGGGUGUGUAACUAUCAAAAAGACUGUGAAAAGGGGGAGGAUGAAUUUCAAUCGUGUCCCCCACCUGAAUGUGAGCCGCAGCAGUUUAGCUGUAAUCAGUAUGUCUUCAACAAGACCUACUGCAUCCCGCCACAUUACAAAUGCGACAUGACCAUUGACUGUGUGGAUGGAUCUGAUGAAUCAGAUUGUCCAUAUCGGAAGUGUCUGCAGGACGAUAUUCACUGUGGGCCAGCGCCAGAGGGUCAACAGGCUACAGUGAGUGGGAGCCAUGUGACGGAUUUGUGUGUGCCAAAGGAGAAGAAGUGCGACGGAUACUUGGACUGCCGGAGUGGGCGGGACGAGGAAGGGUGUCCGGGGGUGUCGUGUCGAUUGGACCAAUUCCGAUGUGCCAAUGGGCAGCGGUGUCUCGAUCUUCAAUUAAAAUGUGAUCACAAAAAUGACUGUGGAGAUAAUUCCGAUGAACAAGGAUGCAGCUUUCCCCCAUGCCAUAGCGGGCAGUUCCGGUGCACAAAUGAGGUGUGCAUCCCAAGCAAAUUCCACUGUGAUGGCUACAAUGAUUGUUUCGACAAGAGUGAUGAGACGAAUUGCACAGUGAUUGCGUGUCCAGAUAACAAAUUCCUAUGCCCACAGGGUGGACCAGGUGGCACACCCAAAUGCAUCCCAAAGUCACAGCUGUGCGAUGGCAAGAGAAAUUGCGAGGAUGGGGCGGAUGAGGAAACAGCAUGCUCAACGGCAUCCUGUCCAGCACUUAAUUGUGAGCACAAGUGUGGGCCAUCGUUAACUGGUGGCACGUGCUACUGUCCACCAGGUCGGGCUCUCGCAGCAGACAAUCGCUCAUGCACGGAUCUCGAUGAGUGUGCUGAAUGGGGACACUGUGACCAACUAUGUGCCAACACAGAUGGAUCCUAUUCCUGCUCCUGCACCGUUGGCUAUACACUAACCGAGAGGAGUCGAUGCAUAGCACCAAAUGCCGCCAGUUUAGAGCUAAUUUUUGCCCACGAUCGUGCUGUGGUGAGAAUGUCCUCGCAUGGACAAGAGUCAAAGAACGUGGCGAAUGCAACUGGAGCGAGUGGGGUGGCAUUUCACUACACGCGAAACUUGCUCUUCUGGUCAGACAUUAAGACGCGAAAGGUUCAGUCACAGCCACUGAAUGACGGGGGUUUUGGUGGGUCAGACUUAACUCUACCAGGCACGUGGGCUCCCGUAGCGCUGGCUGUUGACUGGAUUGGGGACAAACUCUACGUAGCGGAUUUUGUGGGACAGAAAGUGGAUGUCUUUGAACUCGAUGGUCGAUGGCAUGCUGUUGUGUUGGGUUCAAAUUUAACCAGUCCCGCUGAUUUGGCUCUGGAUCCAAUGUCAGGAUUGAUGUUUGUUGCGGAUGGUGGACAAGUUCUGCGUGCUCACAUGGAUGGUACUCAUGCACGAUCAAUUGUCUCCGAGGCAGCAUACAAAGCUUCUGGAGUUGCGGUUGAUGUCUUCUCAAAGAGAGUCUUUUGGUGUGAUUCCCUUUUGGAUUACAUUGAAACAGUAGACUACGAUGGAGGGUACCGCGUGAUGAUUCUCCGUGGGCAGCAAGUUCCCAGUCCAUCGCGGUUGGCACUCUUCGAGAAUAGAGUCUUCUGGACGGAUGCCACAAAGCAGGGAAUCAUGUCGGUAGAUCGCUAUGAGGGCGGUUCCAGCAUUCAAGCCAUUUACAAAUCCAAAGAGAUCCGUGAACCGAAAGCCAUUGUGACUGUGCAUGCCCUCGCCCAGCCCAGAGUUUCCAGCCCUUGUGGGAAUAACAAUGGAGGAUGUGCGCAAAUGUGCAUUGUAACGGCAGUCAAAGGAGCUCCUACUGGUUUGGGAUAUCGUUGUGCAUGUCACACAGGAUGGCAAUUGGCGGGUGAUUUGAGGAAUUGUCAUCUCGUUCAGCAAUUCCUUAUGUACUCGCAGCAGAGAUUCAUCAAAGGUAAAGUUCUGGAUCCAGUGAUUGAGGGUUUCAGUGAUGCUAUCUUGCCCGUGGUCUCGCGGAGGGCUCGAUUUGUGGGGUUGGACUUUGAUGCAAGAGAUGAACACAUUUACUACUCAGAUGUGCUACAGGAUGUCAUCUACAGGGUGCACAGAAAUGGAACUGGCCGAGAAAUUGUGCUAGCUUCACAGAAUGAAGGUGUGGAAGGAUUGGGAGUUGAUUGGGCUUCCAAGAAUCUUUACUAUAUAGACAGUCGCAAAGGAACUCUCAAUGUCCUUUCAACUCGAAAUAUAACCCACCGCCGUACCCUAUUGAAGAAUCUCAAAAGACCCAGAGCUAUUGUAGUGCAUCCCAAUAAGGGAUACAUCUACUUUUCGGAAUGGGAUCGUCCAGCAAAUAUCACACGUGCCAAUGCUGAUGGAUCGGGACUGUUGGUAUUCAAAAAUGUGACCCUUGGCUGGCCGAAUGGUCUAUCGAUUGACUUUAAGAAAGAUCGAGUUUACUGGUGUGAUGCCUUGCUGGAUCACGUGCAACACGCCAAUCUCGAUGGAACGGACAUUAAGACAGUGAAUUCCAGGCUUAUCAGACAUCCCUUCUCAAUUGUUAUCCACGAUGAAUGGAUGUACAUCACCGAUUGGCGUCUUGAUGCCAUCGUGCGAAUGCACAAACUCACUGGGGAGCAAGAAGAAAUUAUGGUCAGGGAACCACAAACAAAUCGCCUGUAUGGUGUUAAAGUUUAUAGCCAUACAGUUCAGUCAAUUGAUUCAACACAACCAUGCGCCAUCAACAAUGGAGGAUGUGAAAAGCUCUGCUUUGCCGUACCUAAAAAUGACUCCACGGGUUUGCAAGUUAAAUGUGCCUGCCCGUAUGGAGAGAGAAUCAACACAGAUGACCGAACUUGCAUUGCUGAUCCAAAUGCUGAGCCUCCUGUCCAGGCAUGUCCUAAUUCGUGGGACUUCACCUGCAACAAUCAACGCUGCAUUCCCAAAUCAUGGCUCUGUGACGGCGAUGACGAUUGUCUGGAUAACAGUGACGAAGAACAAAAUUGCACAAAACCCACAUGUGGUACUAAUGAAUUUCAAUGCAAAUCCGGACGGUGUAUUCCCCUCAAUUUCCGAUGCGAUCAGGAGAACGAUUGUGGCGAUCACAGCGAUGAAGCAGACUGUGGCAAUGUCACGUGUGCAGCUUCACAAUUUGCAUGUGAAAAUGGAAGAUGCAUCCCAAGCAUUUGGAAAUGUGAUUCUGAAAAUGAUUGUGGUGAUGGCAGCGAUGAAGGAGAUUUCUGUGCUGAGAAAACUUGUGCCUACUUUCAGUUCACUUGUCCCCGAACAGGGCACUGUAUCCCACAGUCAUGGGUGUGUGACGGUGACGAUGAUUGUUUCGACAAGCAAGAUGAGAAGGAUUGUCCACCGAUCACGUGUUUGGCUAAUCAAUUCAAAUGUGCAGAUUUGCGGCAAUGCGUUGAAGAGUCCUACAAAUGUGAUGCAAUACCGGAUUGCAAUGAUGGAAGCGAUGAACUGGGAUGCCCAUCUGUGGGACCAAAUCAAUGCAAUAUGGAGAAACACUUCCAGUGCAGAUCCAGUGGAAUUUGUAUUCCUGCUUCAUGGCAUUGCGAUGGUUCCAAGGAUUGCGAUGAUCACUCUGACGAGGAAGACUGUGGAGCCAUUUCUUGCCCCAAUAACUUCUACAAGUGCAACAACUCACACUGUGUCUUCAAAGCCUACAUUUGCGAUGGGAAAGAUGACUGUGGCGAUGGAAGUGAUGAAAGUGCUGAACAUGCCUGUGUUGCACCUCCUUUCCGCUGUCCUACUGGCCAGUGGUUGUGUCCAGAAGUAACAGGACGAUGUGUUAACAUCUCUUCUGUGUGCGAUGGUGUUCCGGAUUGUCCAAAUGGUGCAGAUGAGGGGGAAGGUUGUGAUCUCGCAGAAUGCCAACAUCAAGGUGGGCUCUGUUCGAAUGGGUGUCAGAAAACUCCUCUGGGAGCAAUGUGUAUCUGUCCACCGGGAGAAGAACUCGCUCCUGAUGGUUUCACAUGUCAAGAUCUCGACGAAUGCAUUCCAGCAGGAUUGUGCUCCCAGAAAUGCACAAACACAAAAGGCAGCUACUUCUGCUCCUGCACAGAUGGGUACAUUCUUGAACCGAACAAGCACACGUGCAAAGCAGUAAACCACACAGCAGCAUUCCUCAUAAUUUCCAAUCGUCAUUCAAUCCUCGUGGCAGAUCUCAAGGAGCAAGGACUCGAGAGGGUGCCAAUCAUUGUGGAGAAUGUUGUGGCCACAGCAUCAAAUAUGCACACUGGAACAAUCUUCUGGAGUGACAUGAAACUAAAGAAGAUCUCAAGGCUAGAUCGUGGCAUGGAACCCCGAGAAAUUAUAUCAACUGGCUUAGAUCUCGUUGAGGGACUCGCAUACGAUUGGAUUGGAAAGAAUCUCUAUUGGUUGGACAGCAAACUCAAUACCAUUGAGGUUUCAUCGGAGAAUGGAUCUAACCGACUCGUCCUGGCUCGAGAAAAUAUCACUCAACCACGAGGAAUGUGUUUAGAUCCGAGUCCCGGAACUCGAUGGAUAUUCUGGACAGACUGGGGUGAGAAUCCAAGAAUUGAGCGAAUGGGUAUGGAUGGCACAAUGAGGGAAACAAUUAUUAAUACAAAAAUUUACUGGCCAAAUGGGCUGACGCUUGACAUUGCCACCCAGAGGGUUUAUUUUGCUGAUUCAAAGCUAGAUUUCAUUGAUUUCUGCUACUACAAUGGAAGCGGUAGGCAACAAGUCCUAGCGGGGAGUCACUAUCUCCUCCAUCCGCACUCACUAUCACUCUUCGAAGAUACGCUUUACUGGACAGAUCGGCAACUUAAUCGAGUUCUAUCAGCGCACAAGUUUAAGGGAAAUAAUCAAACUGUUGUGAGCCACUUGAUCUCACAGCCUCUCUCCAUUCACGUCCACCAUCCAUCACUGCAACCCAUUACAGACAAUCCUUGUGCAAGAGCUACCUGUGCGCACAUGUGCCUUCUAAGUCCGUCAUCCUCUACAGGAUUCACCUGCAAGUGCAAACCAGGGUAUCGCCUGGAGACAGAUGGACGGUGUAUUGAGGAGGAGAAUCCAUAUCUUAUGGUUCUCAAAGGAACACAGAUUGUUGAUGUUCCAAUUAAUGGAGGAGACGUCAGGGCAGGUGCCCUUGUUCCCGUUGUUGGUAUCGAAAGUGGUACAGGAAUUGACUUUGAUCGGAAAGGAGAGACCCUCUUCUGGGUGCAAGGACGCGAAGAUGACGAUGAGAAUUGCACAAUCUUCACAACACCAUAUGGCGGUGGGAAUAAAACAGAAUUCUUGGGAAUGGACUCUGGAAUUAUUGGAGCUCCCUAUGUUAUUGCCUUUGAUUGGUUGGGUAGGAAUCUCUAUAUUGGCAAUCGAAUGGCCAGCAAUUUUGAAGUGGUGAGAGUUGAUGGGAAGAUCCGACACAGGAGUGUUAUUCUCGCCAAUGAUGGGAACAAGACUUCCGUAUCGAAGCCCAAGAGUAUUGCCUUGGAUCCGACAGAUGGGAAACUAUUCUGGACAGAUGAAGGUGGCUUCGGAGUACCCGCAAAGAUUGGUAGAGUGAACAUGGAUGGGUCAAAUCCAAUGGUACUCCAUGAGGAUGUGGACAACCCCGAGUCUAUAACAGUAGACAUUGAGAGGAAGAUUGUGUAUUUCAGUACGACGCAUCCACCUUCAAUCAUGGCCAUGAGAACCGAUGGAACAAAUAGGCAAACUAUUCUUUCUGAGAAAGACGACAUAUCCCGACCAAAGUCCCUAGCAGUGCUAGAUUCCCGACUGUACUACCUUGAUCCUGUUUAUGAGAAGAUUAUGCGAGUAGACUUACCCAAUGGUGACAAUGCCAAAGUUAUUCUAGAAAAUGAAUCCGAUCUCAGGAGUAUGACAAUCUUCAAGAAGCGCUCAAUGCUUCUACAUCCUUGUCAAUCAAAUAAUGGCGGAUGCGAGCACAUCUGUGUACCCUACGAGAGUGGCUCUCGCGUGUGUGCCUGUGGUGUUGGAUAUCGAAAAGAAAAUGAAGUUAGUUGCACCCCGUACAAACAAUUUGCGGUUGUUGGGCAACUCGACAUUACGAGGGGUUUCAGUCUCAAAGACAGUACGGAAGCAAUGGUUCCAAUUGCUGGAAGUGGUCAUCACAUUCUCCAUGUGGAUGUUGUGUACCGAGAUUCUUGGAUCUAUUGGGCAGAGUACAAUCGUGGGCAUUGGAAUGGAAUAUUCAGAGUUCGUCCCAAUGGUACAGAGUUGCAGCACGUCAUUAAGGAUGGAAUCGGUAGCAAUGGUAUUCGAGGAUUGACAAUUGAUUGGGUAGCAGGCAAUUUGUACUUCACAAAUGUCUUCCCGCAUGAGAACUACGUGGAAGUUUGUUGGCUUGACGGUACAAAUCGUAGGGUUUUGGUUAAAACUACAACCGACGCUCCACGAGAGUUGGCUGUGAAUCCCAUUAAGAGACUCCUGUAUUGGAUUGACUACGGUCAGUAUCCACGUAUUGGGAAGUCCUACCUCGAUGGAAGCAACUGGACACCCGUUGUAACGUCGGGAAUAUCCAAUCCUCGUGAUCUUACGGUUGAUAUGCUUACUCAUGAUGUUUACUGGGUAGAUUCCAAGCUUGAUAUGAUUCAGAAGGUAUCCUACAGCGGAGGAAAUCGUCAGGUUAUUCGAAGGAAUUUACCCAACCCCAUGGGAAUUGCCGUACAUCUUAGUGAUGUCUACUGGGUUGAUCGAAACCUGAUGACUGUAUUCAGAGCUUCCAAACUACCAGGAAAUACCUCAUUGCCCGAGAAAGUACGAACAAAUCUACAGAAACUACGUGAUAUUGUAAUUUACGACGUAACCAAUCAACCUCCAGAUGAUAGUAAUCCUUGCUUGAGACUUGGCAAUGGUGGUUGUGAUCAACUUUGCUUCAGCUUCCCUCCAGAGAACUUUGGAAGCAAUCCAGGUGGCCGAUUAAACUUCCGUUGUGAAUGUGCAACCGGGAAAUUGAGUGCAGAUGGUAGAAAAUGCGAUCUUGUUAAGGAGUUCGUUGUAUUCUCUACUCGAACGGAAAUUCGGGGUAUUAAUUUGGAUCCUAGAUCAACAGGUGUUCCCUUCAAGACUUUGGGUAAUCUCACCAAUGUUGUAGGACUUGAUUUUGACUAUGCCGACAAUAAACUCUUCUUCACACAAAUUCGACCAUGGUCAAAGAUUGCUUCAACUGUUGCGGACAAUCCAACAGCAACGGAAGUUAAAACUAUCCUAAUGAAGGGAAUAAAUCCCGAAGGAAUAGCCUACGAUUGGACACAAAAGAAAAUCUACUGGACUGAUAGUUUGAACAAUUCAAUCUACGCCAUGAAUGUUGAUGGAUCGUCACUAGUGAUGAUUUCACGGGUAGAACGACCUCGAGCAAUUGUCCUUGAUCCCUGCAACGGUACUCUCUACUACACAGAUUGGGGAAGAUUUGGGACAUCGGGAAAGAUCUUUAGAACAACCAUGGCGGGAUCACUGAAGAAAGCAAUUGUCGACAAGGAACUAUCACAACCAAGUGGUUUGGCAAUUGACUACGACGAUCGCAUGCUGUACUGGACUGAUGCUGUACGUGAAAAGAUUGAGCGAUCGCAACUCGAUGGAAAGGGUCGAGAAGUCUUGGUGGCAGCCACAAUAUAUCCAUUUGCAAUAACAGUUCAUCGGAAUUACAUCUACUGGACGGAUCUUCAGCUGCGAGGUGUCUAUCGUGCUGAGAAGCAUACUGGGGCAAAUAUGUUUGAGAUGGUUAAACGUCUCGAGGAUUCCCCGAGAGACAUUCACAUCUACAGUGAAUCCCGACAAGAAUGUCAGGCAAAUCCUUGUCUCCAAAAUAACGGUGGGUGUGCCCAGAGUUGCCAUCCGGGACCAAAUGGUACAGCUGAGUGUAAAUGUGACGAUAAUUCCAAGUUGGUGAAUGAGGGCAGAAUGUGCGUACCUAAGAAUCAUACCUGCGAUCCUAGUAAAUUCUACUGUCGCAACGGGAAGUGUAUUUCGAGGAUGUGGGCAUGCGAUGGAGAUGACGAUUGCGGGGAUAAUAGUGAUGAAGAUACUAACUACUGUGCCUUCCAUUCGUGUUCACCUAAUGAGUUCCGCUGCAACAAUGGACGUUGUAUUUUCAAAUCGUGGAAAUGCGAUCAUGAGAACGAUUGCAAGGAUAACAGCGAUGAAGAGGGUUGCACAUAUCCACCCUGUGUCGAUGGUGAGUUUACCUGCCUCAAUGGGCGAUGCAUCCCACAGUCACAGGUGUGCAAUGGCAUUAAUGACUGCAAGGACAAUGGUACAUCAGAUGAAACUCACGAACGCUGUCCCAAGAACACAACUUGUCCGCCAAAUCAUCUCAAAUGCGAGAAGACCAACAUCUGCGUGGAACCCUAUUGGCUGUGUGAUGGUGACAAUGACUGCGGAGACAAUAGUGAUGAAGAUGCACUUCAUUGUGCCCAGAGAACAUGCCCACAGAAUAGUUUUAGGUGUCCCAAUCAUCGAUGCAUUCCAGCAACGUGGUAUUGCGAUGGGGAUGAUGAUUGCGGGGAUGGAGCUGACGAACCACCGGAGUACUGCAAAUCCGAAGGAAGAACCUGCUUUGGGGAUCUCUUCACAUGUGACAAUGGCAACUGUAUUCCCAGGAUUUACAUUUGCGACGGUGACAAUGAUUGCCUGGACAACAGUGAUGAGGAUAAUCGACAUCAAUGCAACGACCGAAAGUGCGAUGAAGAGACAGAAUUUACGUGUGAGGAGAAUAAAUCAUGGGGUAGGUCACAAUGUAUUCCCAAGAAGUGGAUUUGCGAUGGUGACCCCGACUGUGUGGAUGGUGCCGAUGAGAAUACAACCCUCCACAAUUGCCCCAAACCCCAACCAUGUGGUGAGGAUCAGUUUACGUGUGAGAAUGGUCGAUGCAUAAAUCGGGGAUGGCUCUGUGAUCACGAUAAUGAUUGCGGCGAUGGCACGGAUGAGGGGAAAUUCUGCAAUUCGCAGUACAAGACGUGCUCAACGAGUGAAUUUACAUGCCAAAACUUUAAAUGUGUGAGGAAUCAAUAUCGUUGCGACGGCGAGGACGAUUGCGGCGAUAAGUCCGAUGAGGUUGGAUGCACAAAGGAGAAUGUCACAUGCCCCGCUGGCCAAUUUACAUGCACCAAUGGUCAGUGCAUUGAUUACCAUUUGGUGUGCAACAAAGUGUCAGAUUGCUCCGACGACUCGGACGAGCCGCUGCACUGCAAUGUUGAUGAGUGCGCUAAAGUUGAGAUACAUCAGUGCGGUCAUAAGUGUGUGGAUACUCUCACGGGCUACUAUUGCGACUGCAACCAAGGCUACAAACUCCUUUCUGACGGAAAAGCUUGUACGGACAUCGAUGAGUGCAUCGAAACGCCGGGAGUUUGUUCUCAACACUGCUCAAAUACUCCCGGAGGGUACUACUGCAAAUGCGAUGAUCGGUACUAUGAACGCCAAGUUGAUGAGCACACGUGCAAGAGGAAGGAUAAAAUUGAGCCAUGGUUGAUCUUUACCAAUAAAUACUACGUACGCAAUAUGUCAGUCGAUGGACGCAGAUACAAUCUCCUGCAUCAAGAUCUAAUGAAUGUUGUUGCGCUUGAUUUUGAUUCUCGCGAUCAGUACAUGUACUUCUGCGAUGUUACGGCAAAGACAAUCUACCGUUCGCACUAUGGGGAUGACGAGAUGUAUGAGAAAGUUGAGAAGGAACCUGUAAUUAGGCAUGAUUCGCACGGAUUGGAAGGACUGGCUAUCGAUUGGGUGGGUAGGAAGCUCUACUGGCUCGAUAGGCACUCAAAGAAUCUCGAUGUUUCCGAAAUGGAUGGAACGAAGAGAAAGACCCUCCGGAGUGGAGUUGUAGAUCCCAGAGCAAUUGUUGUGCAUCCAGGAAUUGGUUAUUUGUACUUCACAUCGUGGCACCUACAGGCGUACAUUGCCAAAAUGGGAAUGGAUGGAUCGAAUUUCAGUCGAAUCCUCACAUGGGAGGAUGAUAUUGCCUGGCCAAAUGCCCUCACAAUUGACUACUUCACCGACAGAAUUUACUGGGCUGAUGCUCAUCUCGACUACAUUGCUUUUGCCGAUCUCGAAGGGCGUCACAGGCAUAUUGUAUUGUCGGGCAAUCAAGUUCCCCACGUUUUCGCUCUGACUCUCUUCGAUGAUUGGCUCUACUGGAGCGAUUGGAAUCUCAAGGCGAUCAGGCGUGCUAAUAAAUUCACAGGACAGAACCUUCAGACUAUCAGAAAUACAACCCAUAGGCCAUAUGAUCUCCACAUUAACCACCCACUGCGACAGAUUCCAUUCCCCAAUCCCUGUGGGGAAAACAAUGGUGGUUGUUCACAUCUGUGUCUCCUGUCACCUCCACCAGAGUCCACGUACCUCAACAUUGAGGGAUACAUUGAAGAGGGUGCACCGAGCUACAAAUGUGCUUGCCCCAAUCAAUUCUACCUGGCCAGGGAUACAAAGACGUGCAUUGCAAACUGCACAGCCGGCCAGCAUCGUUGUGGUGGUUCCGAUGAAAAGUGCAUCCCAUGGUUCUGGAAAUGUGACGGUGAGAAGGAUUGCAAAGAUGGUAGUGAUGAACCAGCUUCGUGUCCAGCUAGACAUUGUCGCGCAGGUACAUUCCAGUGCCGCAACACUAACUGCACACCUUCAGCCACAAUUUGUGACGGUACUGACGACUGUGGUGAUGGAAGUGACGAACAGAAUUGCGAUCUUCCCUGUCCCGAGUCCGACUUUAAAUGCCGAUCAAGUGGAAGAUGCAUUCUCGAGAGUUGGAAGUGUGACGGCGAUGCAGACUGCAAGGAUGGCAGUGAUGAAGAUCCAGCCAUUUGCCAUAAGCGAUCUUGCGAUCCAGAGACAGAGUUUAGUUGCAAAAAUGGACGAUGCAUCCCGAAAUUGUGGAUGUGUGACUUUGACAAUGAUUGCGGCGAUGAUUCCGAUGAGCCAGCCUAUAUGUGCCGUCAAAGGAAUUGCACAACAGGAUGGCAGAGGUGUCCUGGUCAAUCCAACUACCGCUGCAUCCCGAAAUGGUUGUUCUGCGAUGGGAAGGAUGACUGUAGGGAUAAUAGUGAUGAAAUGCCCGAGAAUUGCCCACUAUGCCAAUCAGAGACGGACUUUAAGUGCGCCAAUAACAGAUGCAUUCCCAAGCAAUGGAUGUGUGACUUUGCUGACGAUUGCGGCGAUGGGAGUGACGAAACGGAGCAACAGUGCAAAGGAAAGUACAGAGAUUGUUCAGAAUCGGAAUUCCGGUGCACAAAUGGCAAAUGCAUCUCAACACGUUGGCGAUGUGAUCACGAAGACGAUUGCGGUGAUUCGAGUGAUGAGCUCAACUGUGAGGGCUUCCAGUGCAAGAAUGGGACAUUCCAAUGCGCAUCUGGACAUUGCAUUGCCGCCUACUUCCGGUGCGAUGGUGACCGAGAUUGUAGAGAUAUGUCCGAUGAGGCAGAUUGUCCACCACGAUUCCCCGGGGGACGGUACUGCCCCGAAUCGAGACAUCAAUGCGACAACAAUCUCUGUGUUUCACCAUCCGAUUUGUGCGAUGGCACCGAUGAUUGUGGUGAUAAUUCCGACGAAGCACCAGCUGUAUGCUCCAACUUCAAUUGCGACACACUGAGACGCUUCCAGUGUGCAAACCAUCGAUGCGUGGCACGGUAUCAGAUAUGCGAUGGUGUUGACAAUUGCGGCGAUGGAUCAGAUGAGAAUAACAUGACCCUCUGUGCCACACGCCAGAAGCCAUGUGAUCUGUAUCGGCAGUACCAGUGUGCCAAUCGUAAAUGCAUCGAGAGGCAUCAGGUGUGUGACUAUGCGGAUGAUUGUGGCGAUGGAAGCGACGAGCUGGGAUGUCAUCGCCAAAAUACAUGCUCAGAUCUCACGCGAGGUGGAUGUGAGCAUCACUGUCUAAAUAUCACUGAUGGUGGGUACAUCUGUGCCUGCUAUCCGGGCUACAUUAUUAUGUCUGAGAAUCGAAAGCAGUGCAGCGAUGUUGAUGAAUGUGCCACAGGAAUACACACAUGCUCUCACAUUUGCCACAAUCUCAAUGGAACCUACAGUUGUUCCUGCCACGCUGGAUUCCGCCUCUCCGAUGGAAUGUCCGGUGUGUGCAAGGCUGAGAAAGAGGAUGUGCUUCUUGUGUACUCAAACGGGCCUGAAAUACGAGGAUAUGACCUUCAGGCUAAGGAUCAAAUUGAUGUGGUAGCAGCAGAGAAACGUAUUGAAGCCAUUGACUACCACCCAACGGCACAAAUGAUCUUCUGGGCUGACAGCUAUGAUAAGACAAUAAAGAGGAGCUACAUGGUGAAUGCACAAAAUGGUCAGGUGAAGAUUGGCUAUGCGCAAGAUCUCAACAUGAAGGGUGGCUCGAAACCAACGUCAAUUGCCGUGGAUUGGCUGGCGGAUAAUCUCUACUGGACGGAAGUUGAUCGAACAAACACCAAGCCCCGCGGGAAGGUAAUGGUAGCGAAGACAGAUGGACGCUACAGAAGGGCUCUCAUCAAUGCUGGCCUCGAAAUUCCCACAUCGGUUGCCGUUGACCCCGAACGUGGACGUAUGUUCUGGGCUGAUGCGGGAUCUGCACCGAAAAUUGAAGUUUCCUGGAUGGAUGGCUCAAAGAGACGUCCCCUUAUCACUGAAGAAAUCCGCCAUCCUGCAGGAAUUGCCAUUGACUACGCCAUGGAUCAUACAUUAUACUGGGUGGAUACAAAGCUCAACACCAUUGAAUCUAUGCGACAAGAUGGAAGUCUUCGAAAAGUAAUUAUUCGUGGUGAAGCAUUGCGGCAUCCUGUCUCUCUUGAUGUUUUUGAAUCCAAUUUGUAUUGGGUGACAAAGGAGACGGGUGAACUUAUACGACAGGAUAAAUUUGGACGAGGUGUUCAAGUAGUGGUCCAGAGGAAUCUUCUCAAUCCAUCAGGAAUUAAAGUCUACCAUGAUAUGCGGUACAAUACUUCUCUGGAAAAUAAAUGCCAUUCAAGCCCAUGCUCACAUCUUUGUCUGCUCGUUCCUGGCGGUCAUCACUGUGCCUGCCCCGACAAUACAGCUCCAAUCUCUCAUCGAAGCACCGCUGAAGUCAUCUGUGACGCCGCUGCUGAACGUCCUCGGCCAUCCCCAAGGAUCUGCCCAUGUGAAAAUAGCGGGUUGUGUCGCGAAGAUGAGAAAGGCGAGCUUGAAUGUGAAUGCCUAUCGGAAUUCGGUGGGACACACUGUGAGAAACUACUUGGGCACUCACAUUCACACACACCCGGCAAUACAGCUGCCAUUGUGGUACCAAUCACAGUGAUACUGCUGGUUCUCUUGGCAGCUGGUGGUGUGUGGUAUGUGAUCAGGAAGCGUCCAUUUGGCAAGAUGGCACGCCUGAGUAAUCUCUCGUCAUCCCAGAGUGUCUCCUUCCGCCAUGGAACGAAUGUAGAGUUCAAUGCACCGGGUUUCCCACCCAAUGGACCAACUCCAGCACCAAAUGUUGCACCUCUCGAUGGGUACAAUCUCGAGACGGUGACGACGAAAUCGAGGGAUUUCAGCAAUCCCAUGUACGAUGCCGUUCAAUCGGGCACUACAACGGAGCCCAAUAUGGAGAAUGGCUCAGGGAUUUACGAGGUGCCUGGGAAUCCCAAACCCAAAGCUGAUGGAGGUCACUUCACAGAGCCAGUUUCGGCGAUUUUAGCACCCAGCAGCAUCACCCAUCGGACGUCUCCGCAGCUACAGCUGCGUCCGCGUGAGCUUGACCCAUCGGCGGAUACGGGCAAGGAUACGCAACAACUGGUGGAGGAGGACAAGUCUGACUGCUGAUACAUGUGACAUCUCCCCCCGAUUGUCCUCAAUUGUAGGCAUCUCUGACGUAGCAGCAGUGUGCAGGGAAUGCCGGGAGGAAUUUCGCGCGUGAAUGUGUGUGCGUGUGGAGCUAAGCUCAAAUUCACGAAGAGUGUGUCCUUCUCUUCGUGCACUUGCAAUACGAUUCCCAUGAAAUUUCUGUAUUUUAUUUUAACUGUAUUUUACUUGAACAUUCCUUCCCGGAUGAGUAUUUUUGACCCUCAAUUUGAUUUAUAAUUUUAUUUUUUUUGUUGUCUGUAUUACUAUUUUAUUUUAUUUUGUGUAUAGGCUGAGAUGUGAAAGAUUUCUAUUUUUAUUGUAUUUGCGUAUAUAAUGCAUAUUUUUUUUUUGAAAUAAAUAUUAUGAUGAAUUUUGAUUUAAAUUCACAAGAAAGUUCACUCACACACAUGUUAGAUGACGAUAUCGUGAAAUGAUAAGAAAAAGGGUUUUAAUGUGAAAUUUUUUCACACAGAAAAUAAUGCUUAGACUUAGGGAAAACAAUUUUAAAAAAAAUAAAAUGUAUAGGAAGAAAGAAUGUGGAGUAAGAGGAAAAUAAAAGUGCAGGCGAAAGGUGACAAAAGGACCUUUUAGAAUCUACAUAUGUGUCAAUAGGCGAUUUAUAUAUUUUUAUACUUGACGGUUUUGGUGACAAAUAAUGUAGGAGGAAGUUUUUUUCUGUGAAGAAAAUAUGAUAUCAUCCUAAAUGAAAUUUAUAAAAGAUUGAGUGAGAAAAAAAAAACAUUCCGUUAAAAACUCUUUGAGAGUUUAGAAAAACAAAACAUUCCAUUUGAAUAAAAAGAGAAAUAAAAAAGAAAAGAAUAUAUUGUUGUUUUUAAAGAAAAAAAAGUAUUUGAAGAAGUAAAUGCAAAAUGUUCCAGUAUAGAGAGAGAAAAGAAAUAUAUUAAUUUAACUAAUAAAAGAAAGGAAAUCUUGUAAAUAGUGUUAAGGAUGAGGAAAAUCUUUAUCAAUAUAUAUUGUAUAAGAAUGAAGAGAUUGAGAGAAAAAAACAGUUAAAAAUGGAAUUCAAUUCAAUUUAUCUAUAUUGUAAGAGAGGGUGGUGACAAAAAAAAAAGAAUUUUCUUUAAUUUCCGCAUGGAACGGAAAAUUUUUAUAUUUUCUGUAGAGAUGUUUUUUUUUAAUGAUGAAUUAAUGUAAAUUUGUUUUUAUUUUCUUGUUUUAGUGCAAGCGUACGACAAUAUUUAAAAGUAAAAAAAAAGAAACUAAGAAAAAAAAUAUAUAAACGCAAAAUCAGCGAUUGAAACAAAAAUUUGUUGAAGAUGGUUUUAGUGUUAAGGAAGAGAAAAGAGCAAUACCCACUUCUAACUACAUGCAAUUCACACACAGAUAUCAUUCAAUUAAUAACCGUCCAACUGCGAUAAAUAAAAAUAAAUUAAUAAAUAGGCAAAAAUAA